AUGGAGAUGCGGCGUACGUAUUUCCCUGAGGUUUUGUUCUUGAUGGAAACUAUGCACAGUAGGAAUGAUGUUGUAGAUAUUCAGGUGUGGCUGGGUUAUGACUUUGUAUAUACGGUGAACCCGGUUGGAAAAAGUGGGGGUCUGGCUUUAUUUUGGAGAAAAUGUUGUAAAGUAGAAGUCUUAUCGGCGGAUAAAAAUGUGUUGGAUGUAAAUAUUAAGUUUGAUUCUCUUCAGUUUUACUUGUCUGGCGUUUAUGGUCACCCGGUGGUUGGUGAAAGGCGCCAUGUAUGGGAGAGGCUACAGAGGAAAGGCAUUAACAGGAAGGAUUGUUGGAUAAUGCUUGGUGAUUUUAAUGACAUCUUGAGUAAUGAUGAAAAGCUAGGAGGGCCUAGAAGAGAUGAGAGAUCAUUCCAACUUUUGCUGAAAUGCUCAGUGCUUGUGGCUUUCUUGGAAAAGAGAGGUUCAGAUCAUCGCCCGGUUCUGGUCAAGCUCACUUCCUCUCAAUUGUCCUACAGAGGAUCUUUUAGAUUCGAUGAAAGAAUGCUCCACAAGCCGUUGGUAUGGGAAGAAGUGGAAAAAGCUUGGAAUCUGCCUGACCAAUGCUUUGGUUUCUCGGUGGCAGGGAGACUAAGAAGCUGUAGGAAGGCUUUGAGCAGGUGGAAGAAGCAGAAUAUACUGAAUUCGAGAUCCAGAAUCAGGACCAUUCAGUUUGAACUGGAGAAUGAACUGAGUGUGAGAAAUCCCUCCUGUCAGAAACUGCAGGAUCUUAAUCAUCAGAUGAUUGUGGCGUACAAAGAUGAGGAGUCUUUUUGGAAACAAAAAUGUAAAAACCAGUGGGCCUUGCAUGGUGAUAAGAAUACUAAAGUCUUUCACGCGGCUGUGAAAGAAAGGAGAGCAUCUAAUGGUCUUUAUCAGCUGCUAGAUGAGAACGGCAUCAAUCAUACCUCAGAAGCUUCUCUGGGUCAGCUGGCUGCGGACUACUUCAGGAGACUCUUCACUUCAUCUUACCAGGCGGAUGAGAGGUUCUCUUUUGAUGACUUCGAACCAAGAGUGUCUGAAGCUACAAAUGCCUCGCUGAUAAGUAUUGUGACUAAAGAAGAGGUGACAUACGAGGUUCAGAGGUUUUUUGCCUUUGCUGUUUUUCCCAAAGAAUGGAAUUUGACUCACAUAUGUCUUAUCCCAAAGAAGAAGGAAGCAGUUUGUAUGGCGGAUCUUAGGCCUAUCAGCUUGUGCUCGGUGCUAUACAAGAUUGUCUCUAAAAUUCUGGCUGCCCGCAUUAAGCCCUUCCUUCCUGAAUUGGUAUCUCCAAACCAGUCGGCCUUUGUCUCCGAAAGGCUCAUAUCAGAUAACAUAAUUAUUGCGCAUGAAGCUCUCCAUGCUCUCAAGACGGUCAAACCGUUCUCAAGGACUUCAUUGCCAUAA
This is a messenger RNA of Raphanus sativus (radish), 1422 nucleotides long. RefSeq lists its product as uncharacterized. Gene Ontology annotation, molecular function: catalytic activity. The coding region runs from base 1 to 1422 and encodes 473 amino acids. The transcript has 3 exons. Lineage: Eukaryota; Viridiplantae; Streptophyta; Magnoliopsida; Brassicales; Brassicaceae. The record is from RefSeq and is a predicted model, not a curated record.